Molecule: messenger RNA, 2325 nt
Organism: Sardina pilchardus (European sardine)
Lineage: Eukaryota; Metazoa; Chordata; Actinopteri; Clupeiformes; Clupeidae
Gene: atp1b1b
Product: ATPase Na+/K+ transporting subunit beta 1b
Exons: 6
Coding region: 141-1046 (301 amino acids)
Biological process (GO): intracellular potassium ion homeostasis; potassium ion import across plasma membrane; sodium ion export across plasma membrane
Cellular component (GO): sodium:potassium-exchanging ATPase complex
Molecular function (GO): ATPase activator activity
Source: RefSeq, a predicted model, not a curated record
GAGCACACGACAGAAAGCCGGGUACUACUCCGUAUAUCAGGGGUGAAGGUGCUCCAGAGGACUUUUGGCCACCGGGUGGAAGAUAAAGCAAGUGUAGCCAUUCAUUUCAAAGGGAAAUAAAACAAGAAAUCAGCCACACAAUGCCUGCAGACAAAGAUGAAGGUGGAUGGUCUUCUUUUCUGUGGAAUUCAGAGAGGAAGGAAUUUCUAGGACGCACUGGUAGUAGUUGGUUUAAAAUCAUUACAUUCUACAUCAUCUUCUAUGGCUUCCUGGCUGGCAUAUUCAUUGGCACAAUCCAAGCCUUGCUGCUCACCCUCAGCGUCUACAAACCCACUUGGCAAGACCGAGUCGCACCCCCAGGAUUGACACACUCACCUCGCUCAGAAAAGUCAGAACUGGCCUUUAACUUGAAUGAUGUAGAGACAUAUUUGAAGUAUGCCAAGUCAAUGCGGGAUUUCUUGGAACCCUACAGUGACGAUAACCAAAAGGACCCAUUGAAGUAUGAGGAUUGUGGUGCUUCACCUAGCGCAUACAAGGACCGGGGUGACUUUGAUAGUGACAUUGGCAGCCGACGAGCCUGCCGCUUUGAGCGGACAAUACUCGGGCCAUGCUCUGGAAUCGAGGAUCGCGAGUUUGGGUUCAAGGACGGAAAGCCUUGCCUGAUCGUCAAGCUGAACAGAAUUGUCAAUUUCUAUCCAAGGCCUCCAUCCAAUAAUGAAAGCAUCCCAGAGGAGGCCCAGCAGAAAGUUCAACCCAAUGUGAUCCCUAUCCACUGCACCAAUAAGAGGGAAGAAGAUGCCGGCAAAAUCGGUGAGAUCAAGUACUACGGCAUUGGUAAUGGCUUCCCCUUGCAGUACUAUCCCUACUACGGCAAGAUCCUGCACCCCCAGUACCUCCAACCGCUGGUGGCCAUCCAGUUCGUCAACCUCACCAUGAACACCGAGCUGCGCGUCCAAUGCUCAGUGUAUGGUGACAACAUCAAGUACAGCGAAAAGGACCGCUACCAGGGACGAUUUGACAUUAAAAUCCAGGUCACCAACUUAUGACCUCAGUAACGAUGCACACGAUAGGUAUUUCUUCUCUGACCUCCCCUCCUUUCACGCCUCCAUUUCAAAACCAAACUAAAUGUCAUUUAGGAGAGGGCAAAAAAAAACCACCAUGGGAUGAUCUAAAAUAUGACGUCAAAGCAAAACUAGUCUCGAACAAAAAAAAAAAAAAAACAUUGCCACAUAUGGGACCUACACUUAACCUGUAUGCUUUUCACUAGCUUCUCUGCUUCUGUCUAGGGUUAGAACGCAAAACUUCAGGAGGAUUAGCAAUAGUCUAAAAAUAUGUACUCUAUAAAGGUGAGUAGUCUUUGAGCCACACUACAUAUUCAUUUAUUCCUGUAAAUGAGAAUUCCACUUCUGAUGUAGCGAAGCAGUGUUUUGUCCCUUUAAGUAUUGCUGCCUUUUGUGGUUUCAUCGAUUUUUCUUUUUCUUAUUGGAGUGUACUGUAGUUACAUGUUGCUAUGUUGGUUCUUUGAAAGCCAUGUUGUAAUCUAUUUUUGCUUUCUUCUAAUGUGAGCAAGCUUUAGCAGUCCAAGAUGUAUAUAUAUCUAUGUAUGUAUGCUUGCUUACUGAAAAUUCGGGUAUGGUACACUCUGAUCUCUUAAGGUCUGUGUGUGUGUGUGCGCGUGCGCAAGUUGGGUGGCUGCACUCCCUAGAGAUUUCUUUGUUCUUGUUUUUACUUUCAUGCGAUCAUUACUUUGUGUUAUUUCCUUAAGUAUGAUUGUUGGAGAUUAUUUUUUCUACACUUAAAAUUGUUUUUUGUUUUUUUUCUUAGAAUCACGUGUAUUAGGGGAAAGGGGCCAUUAUCAUAUUUUCAUCUUUCUGUUUCGCUUUUUAUUCGAUCACAGAUGACUUUUUUCAAGUCCGUAACACUUUUGCCUUUUCUGGGGGUAAUGGUGCUAGCUCCAGUGCUUUUUAAAAAGAAAUUCUCCUUUUGCUGUAUGCACCACAUGAUACGUGGUGUUACUGUCCAAUGAAUGUUUUUGCCAUUUACAUGGUGGGACAAUUUUACAUUAAUGCAGUUUUACAUUUUGUUUUGUUUUAUUCUGCAGAAUAGUGUCAUGUCUAAUUCCAAAACCAAAGUCACUGUGGGAGGAAGGUAGAGUUUUAUCAGAAAGAUUUCAGUGCCCCAUAGUCAACGACACGUCGAUGUUGAGCGCUCAUUGAAUGUCCAACGUCAGUCCAACAUCGGAGGUCAAAUGUGGAUCUAUCAAGUCCAUUGAAUAAUUUAUUUAAUCCAGAUAAACAUUAACAUGAAUAAAGUGGAGAAACUAUA